AAACGGAGUAGGAUUACGAAUAAGGAGUAGGGAUUAGGAAUUAGGACUAGGGUUUUUACUCUUUCGGCACAAGAAAGUUUCAAUGGAGUCGCGGUUAAAGGAAGAAAAAGAAGGUGAAGAAGAGGAACUUAGGGAUAAUGUGCAGCAGCUGGAGAGAUCAUUAUUAUCGCACAGUCGUAAAUUGGUGCCCUGGUUGAACUGGGAUGAGUGGCUCUUCGUCGAGCACUCUCUGUUCUCAGACUGCCCAGACACCGUAGCUUUGGCUCUUAGAAGGAUUUUGGCAUGGCAAAGUAGAGGAUGUCUGCCUGUGGCCAUCGAGGUAACAGCUUCGAUUAUUGAAAUUCAGCAAAAAGAUCCUCAUUUUAGAAAGGACCAAUCACAUGGUGCUACAUUUGAUUACAGAGAGGACCAAACCAACAAUGGUUCACUUUCUGAGGAAAUUUUGGCAAUGUUGUACUGCAUGGCAAUUAUUAGGCUUGUGAAUGGUGUUAUCGAGAAGGCACGUAAGAAAACAGAGGUUUCAAUUGCAGUGGCGGCUGAUGCAAUUGGUAUUCCACGAAUGCUGAUUGAUAUUCGUCAUGAGGGAUCUCACCGUGAACUUCCUGCACUUAAGAUGGUUCGUAGUGCCUCAGUGAAGGCACUUGAUUGGUUGAAAUCAUAUUAUUGGGAGCCUCAAAAGAAGGCAAUUCCAUAUCAAGGUGCUGGAACCACGAGCAUCAGAGAAGAAAUUAAAUUUAAACUCAGUGAAUUGGCUCUCUCUCUGAAAUUCAAGCAGAGUCCUUCGUAUGCUUCUUCACCAAAGGGAAAACGUAGCAGACAUUGCGAAUUACUUUGGGGGCGUAAUAAAUUUUUCUCGCUUGUAGGUCGCAAACAUCAAUUAUCAAAAUCUGGGGUUUCUAAGAAACAGAUUACCAAGAACUUGAAAAUUCUUGUUCAGUUAUAUUCAUCUUUCCCAUCAGAAGUUGUUUCUAUAUUGCUGGAUUUCUUGUCGAAAGCCAUAAAUUCCUCAGAUUUGGUUGAGCUUCCAGAAGAUUUCCAAGUUGGUUCAAUUACGUGUACUUCCUUGGAUAAUUGGAAACUUGUUAUAACAAAACUCUCAAAUAAGAAGCCAGAGUUACUGCUGACCCUUCUUAAAGCAGUUCUUGAUAUGAUUGAAACUCAGGAAGCCAUGAAAUAUGAGACAGGAAGACAACAUCAGACAUGGUCAGACUAUAUGCAGGAUAUCUCCCAAAUUGAGCACCUUUCUUAUAUGUUUGCAUGGCUUGUUGAGAGUCUCAAGGGACUAAAGCCUCCUUGCCAAAAGUUUUCAGCAGCCGAAAUUGAAGCUUAUCCAACAGAAACAAAUGUGUCAAAAACCGUUCUUUUAGAGCUUCUGCAUAAAUGUCUUCUGGCAGCAGCUUCAGGCAACAAGCAGCUUAUGGAUUCAGCCCUCCAUCUUGCCCAGCUGAUGGGACAAAGCUUUCUGAUCGAGAAACUCAAAAAACUUCCCCCUUUAGGUUCAUCAAAUCUAUAUGUUACUGAAGAAGAAAUCCCUUCUAUGACGAACCUACUCACCCAGCAAGAGGAAUCCAUCAGUCAAGCAGCUAAGAAGCUGGAGUUGGUCAAACUUAACCGGAUGAAGAGCAAAGUUGCUGAGACAAAAUCCGGCGAUGUGGAAAAUAUGAACAAAUGGGUUGUGUCAAGGUCAUGGAACCCCUGUCCAAUUGGUAUGUUGCCACAUACCCUUGGUUCCUCCGGCUGUCUUCCUGUUCUUGAGCAUUGUGAUGUCCAUGGUAAGGUUCCAGAGUCAUCAGAAAGGAAAGGGAAGCGGGACUUGAACCGUUGCAGUGGCAAGAGAGAAGCCAGUUGUGACAUUCAGCAAAUAGACAAGUCAAGCAUUAAGAAGAGGAAGGAGACAAUGGAGGCAUGCGUGUCGGAUGCAAUUCCAUCAAUGGAAGGUGUGAAAGGCCAUCUGAUGAUGGGUGGAAUUUGGAUUCCCGUUGGGGAAGAUGAGCUACUUGUCAUGGAGUCUGAUGUAAGAAUUUUGGUUUAAAUCACAUUUGAAUUUAUAUGAGCAGUCAUUUAUGGACACAAAAGUAUUGAGCUUUAGUAGUAAUACAUUUGCCUAAAAGCAAUUAUAUUUUUGAAAGAAAAUUAUAUUUGCAGACUUUUUUUUA
Molecule: messenger RNA, 2156 nt
Organism: Carya illinoinensis
Lineage: Eukaryota; Viridiplantae; Streptophyta; Magnoliopsida; Fagales; Juglandaceae
Product: pre-rRNA-processing protein las1
Exons: 9
Coding region: 83-2032 (649 amino acids)
Biological process (GO): maturation of LSU-rRNA; maturation of 5.8S rRNA
Cellular component (GO): Las1 complex; preribosome, large subunit precursor
Molecular function (GO): endonuclease activity
Source: RefSeq, a predicted model, not a curated record